This is a messenger RNA of Perca flavescens (yellow perch), 1206 nucleotides long. It is a transcript of the gene endou, whose product is annotated as endonuclease, polyU-specific. Gene Ontology annotation, molecular function: RNA endonuclease activity. The record is from RefSeq and is a predicted model, not a curated record. Bases 105 to 1142 code for a protein of 345 amino acids. The transcript has 8 exons. Lineage: Eukaryota; Metazoa; Chordata; Actinopteri; Perciformes; Percidae.
UUAAUGUGAGUGUUGCGUUUGGAUUGGUCACAUGAAACUUGCUAUAAAAGGUGAACCAAGCUAACAGUCAGUUCACCUUGUUUUCAGGUUGCAGCUGAGCCAAGAUGAAGGCCAUUGCUGUCCUUGCACUUUGGGUGACCCUUUUCCACCAGGGAUACAGCAACACCCUGGACUCAUGUCAGGGUCGGUGUGGUUAUGGAACGGACAAUAGUUUCUCCUGUCAGUGUAACCCGUCCUGUGAGCGCUACAGAGACUGUUGUUCUGACUACACUGAAAUAUGUAAAGGUGACGGAGGAGGUGGAGGUAGUGUGAUCACUGAUGCUGAGAUCAAGGCUCUCUCUGAGACACUCUACGCUCUGGAUUCAAACAAGGCUUCAGCCUCAGAGUUGGUCAUUGACCCUCAGGCUCUGGUGCCAGACUCUCAGACGAGCUCCAAAGACGAUCUCGCCUCUGCACCCUUGUUCCAAUACCUGAAUGAGGAGGCUCUGUUCUCCAGACCCACCUACGCUGCUCUCCUUGCUGUGCUGGACAACUAUAACAGGAUGACUGGACAGACAGAGGACUUCAGUCCUGAGCAGCUGGCUGAGCAGGACGUCUUCCUCAAGGAGACCAUGUCCAACACUGAGCUGGGCAGAGAGCUGUUUGCUUUUCUCUACACCAAAGGCAUCUAUGCAUCAGAGGAAGAGUUCAUUCAGGACCUGAAGAUGAUGUGGUUUGGUCUGUACUCCCGCAACAACAACAAGAUGGACUCCAGCGGCUUUGAACACAUCUUCGCAGGAGAGGUCAAGGGAGGAAAGGUGUCUGGUUUCCACAACUGGAUUCGCUUUUAUCUUCUCGAGAAAAAAGGACAGCUGAACUACUACAGCCACAGCUUCAAUGGGCCUUGGGCUACCUACCCUGAUGUCAUGGGGAUGCAGUUCAUGUGGGAGGGCUACUACAAGCAGGUCGGUUCUUCAGUCAUUGGCUGCAGCCCUGAAUUUGACUUUGCCUUAUACAGCCUCUGCUACAUCACUCGCCCUGGAAAACAGUGUCGUCUGAGCCUGGGAGGGAAGGCGCUCAUUAUCCAAACGUACACGUGGGAUAACUCUUUCUAUGGUGAUGGGAAGAAGUACAUUGGCUCUGCCUUCCCUGCAACCCCAUAAGAACUGAAGCUGCCAUCUGCUAAAUUAUAAGCAACUCAUGGAGGCUUGUCUGCUUGUGUUUCGU